Raphanus sativus (radish) is the source of this 1132-nucleotide messenger RNA. Its product is annotated as transcription factor bHLH34. Gene Ontology annotation, molecular function: protein dimerization activity; DNA-binding transcription factor activity. The coding region runs from base 163 to 882 and encodes 239 amino acids. The record is from RefSeq and is a predicted model, not a curated record. Lineage: Eukaryota; Viridiplantae; Streptophyta; Magnoliopsida; Brassicales; Brassicaceae. The transcript has 6 exons. Gene Ontology annotation, biological process: intracellular iron ion homeostasis; regulation of DNA-templated transcription.
AGACAAUGUAUCAUCUCUUUAGGGAUAGAUACACAGUUUUGUUGAGCGUUCCCUCCCUCCCUCUUGGCGAUUUUGCAGAUUCUGCAUUAAAAAAAUCUCUAAUGUAUCAAUCAGACGAAGACGACGACGAUUUCCUCGCUGCCCUUUGCUUCGAUCAAAGCAAUGGAGGUGAAGAUCCUUACGCAUUUAUACAGACAGAACAGGGGAACCUCUUUCAGGAUUUCGGGUCAUCAUCUGGUGGGAAUCUGCAGGCAGAGCAAGAACAACAAAUUAGACUCCAUUGGAUUUGGAUCAUCACAAUUGGAGAAUGAACAAGUGUGUUGCGGUGUGGUGGAAAUCAAUUCUUCUUCAUCUGUUAAGGAAGAGUUGGAGGAAGAAUGCUCAAGAAAGAGGGGACGAAGUGGAUCAUGUAGCAAGCCAGGAACCAGAGCCUGUCGUGAGAAAAAGAGAAGGGAAAUGCUAAAUGACAAGUUCAUGGAUUUGAGCUCUUUUCUGGAACCUACAAGAACUCCAAAGACGGAUAAACCAGCCAUACUAGAUGAUGCAAUCCGGGUCGUGAAUCAGCUCAGAGGUGAAGCUCAUGAGCUUAAAGAAACCAACCAGAAGCUUCUAGAAGAGAUCAAGACUCUCAAGGCGGAGAAGAAUGAGCUAAGGGAAGAGAAGCUGGUGUUGAAGGCUGAUAAAGAGAAGAUGGAGCAACAGUUGAAAUCUAUUCCAUCACCAGGGUUCAUGCCUCCUCAUCCAGCAGCUUUCCAUCAAAACAAAAUGGCUGUUUACGCCAGUUACGGUUACUAUCCAAACAUGCCAAUGAUGCCAUACUUACUCCCACCUUCGCAGCGUGAUACUUCUCAAGAUCAGCAAAACUGCUCUUUUGCUGCUUGACCUUCCUUCCCGUUUUUUUGGUAUCAUACUAUCAAAAAAAUCACUUUGAACUGUUGGUUUCAUGCAGAUGAUUCUUUCGUUAUCAGUUUUGCAGUAACCUAUUGGGGGUGAUAGAGAAUGUUAUGGCUCUUCCAAGUGUUGAAGCUUAUUCUUAGGUUUCUAUUUUUGAAUAAAUUGUCUGAGAUACAUUUUUUUUGUACGAUUGUCAUUGAUCAAUGUCAAAUAUUUACAAGCUGUUUUAAAAAAUAUA